AUGAAGACGGUGGUGGUGACGGGCGCGAGUCGGGGGUUGGGCCUCGAGCUGGCGCGCGCGUACAUCGACGAUAGGGUCAAAGAGGAAAAAUAUGCGCCGCGGUGGCGGGUCGUCGCGGUCCACCGGCAGCACACGGACGUCAUUGACGGUCCUGAAGGUUUUGAGCGAACUCGCGGCAUCGACGUGUCGAAAGCGGACGCCUCGGACGCGUUGGGAAUCGUGCUCGCGAAGCACGGGCCGGUGGACGUGCUCAUAAACAACGCCGCGGUGUGCAUCGGACGCGAGUGCGCCGUCGGAAACGUCGAUUACCGCGCCUGGACGCGCUCGUUCGAGACGAACGUCUUUGGCGCGAUGCGGGUCCUGGAAGCGGCGCUCCCGCACCUCGCCCGCGACGCCGUCGUCGUGAACGUGUCGGGGCGGAUGGGGAGCAUCGGGCGGGUGAUGGCCGGCCUCGGCGCGUCGUCCGCAACGACGCAGGACGUCGUCUACCGCACGACGAAGGCGGCGCUGAACAUGAUGACGGUGUGCGCCGCGGCGCAGUUCAAGGCGAAGGACGAGACUAAGGAUGUUAAAGUGGUCGCCGUAGAUCCCGGAUGGAUGAACACCGACAUGGGCAGGCGAGGGGGCACGGUGACAACCCCUGCACCGCCGCUCGAACCGGAGGAUAGCGCCGCCGGGAUCGUCGCGCUCAUCGCCGGGCUCAAACCCGAGGACAGCGGCAAGUUCCUGAACUGGCGGGGAGAGGAGUUGCCGUGGUGA
Micromonas commoda is the source of this 759-nucleotide messenger RNA. RefSeq lists its product with no specific name. Bases 1 to 759 code for a protein of 252 amino acids. The transcript has a single exon. Lineage: Eukaryota; Viridiplantae; Chlorophyta; Mamiellophyceae; Mamiellales; Mamiellaceae. The record is from RefSeq and is a predicted model, not a curated record.